Messenger RNA from Trichechus manatus latirostris (Florida manatee), 918 nucleotides. RefSeq names its product olfactory receptor 10G3. The record is from RefSeq and is a predicted model, not a curated record. Gene Ontology annotation, cellular component: membrane. Gene Ontology annotation, biological process: G protein-coupled receptor signaling pathway. Lineage: Eukaryota; Metazoa; Chordata; Mammalia; Sirenia; Trichechidae. Gene Ontology annotation, molecular function: olfactory receptor activity; G protein-coupled receptor activity.
AUGGAAAGAGUCAACAGCACACUGUUGACUGAGUUCAUCCUGACAGGAAUUCCCUACUCAAUCAGGCUAGGAAUGUUUCUUUUUGUGUUCUUUUUGUUCAUCUACAUCUUGACUCAGCUGGGGAACCUACUUAUUCUAAUCACUGUCCAUGCCCACCCCAUAUACAUCUUUCUUGGUGUUCUCUCCAUCAUUGACAUGGGCAUCUCCUCCAUCAUUGUCCCUCGCCUCACGAUGAAUUUCACUGUAGGCAUCAAACCCAUCCCAUUUGGUGGCUGCGUGGAUCAGCUCUAUUUCUAUCACUUCCUGGGCAGUACCCAGUGCUUCCUCUACACGCUGAUGGCCUAUGACAGGUACUUGGCAAUAUGCCAGCCCCUGCACUACCCUGUGCUCAUAACUGCUAAGCUGAGCACUUUGCUUGUGGCUGGAGCUUGGGUGGCAGGGUCGAUCCAUAGGGCUUUCCAGGCCAUCCUAACCUUCCGCCUACCUUACUGUGGGCCCAACCAGGUGAAUUACUUCUUCUGUGUGGCUGUGUUAAGACUGGCCUGUGCAGAUACAACAGUCAACAAGCUAGUGACCUUUGUGGAGAUUGGGGUGGUGUUUGCCAGUUGCUUCUCCCUGAUCCUCCUGUCCUACAUAAAGAUCAUUCAGGCCAUCCUGAGAAUCCGUACAGCUGUUGGGCGGCACCGGGCCUUUUCAACCUGUGGAGCCCAUGUAACCCUGGUCACUGUGUACUAUGUGCCCUGUGCCUUCAUCUACCUGAGGCCCGAAACCAACACCCCCCUGGAUGGUGCAGCUGCCCUAUUCCUCACAGCCAUCACUCCCUUCCUCAACCCCCUUAUCUACACUCUGUGGAACCAAGAGGUGAAGCUGGCCCUAAAGAGAAUGAUAAGAGGCCCAGGGACUAAGAGUGAGGUUUGA